CCAUACGCCCGUACACGUAGAUUGUGUCACAAAUACUUAAAAUCACAGUGUAACUUCAUAUUUUUGGAAUCUGACUCUUUAAAUUUCUGUGCAGCUCUAACAGUUAACAAUGUUUCCCAACUAUUGCUUUAAGAAACGUGCCGAUGAUUUUGGCUAUGAGGUAUUGUAUAUGCCCAAAAACAACUAUGGCCCAAAUACAAUUCAAUCGAACCGGCCAAUGAACCAUUCUCAUGGCAGAUCUCGAACGCGAGCUCAGCAAUGCCCGAAAAUGUGCUACGAAGAUCUUAUAACGCUGCAGGCUCUUCGAGAGCAAAAUGAACGGUCUAAUCUGAAAGCUCAGGGAAAUGCACCGGUUCGAAGUGUGGAGUUCCGCUUGCCUCCAUUGGACAAGCAGCGACAGUUUUCAAUGCGUCAGCCCGGAGGAUCGGCAUCGUCGGAGCGAGAGUUGUACCGGAAACAGCAGCAACAACAUCAGCAACAUCAACAACAGCAACAUCAACAACAUCAACAACAGCAACAACAACAGCAAACGGAAUCAGCUUCACCCACUGAUAUGCCAUCGAGUGGCUCCGAAUCUGUUCGCGACCUACAAGACUCCUGCGCAGAUUUCUUUAACAUUAUCUACGAAAAUGUCUUGGAGGCAGUGAAUGGAGCUGUCGAACAAACGGUGGAGAAGCACUUUCAGGACAUCCUCUUGAAGGUGAAUCAGCUAACUUCGGAGAUGACAGUUCAAAAAAAUAUGCUUAAGCAAAUCAAUAGCGAACUGAUGGCUAAAAUCUCCGAACUUAAUGAGACGAACCUCAAUCAAUUCAAAUUCAUUGCACAGAUGCUUAUUGACAGUCAGACGAUUCACUAUCGAUCCCUCAAUCAGCAGCGUCAGCUGAAGCAGCAAAACUCAAAUGAGCAGGAUCAUCCAAAAAGAAGUGCCAGCUCGGAGCGACCUACGGGUGGUUGCAGUCGUUGUCAGAACGCUAAUGUCAACGCCAAACCACAACAACAGGCUCAACGACCACAGCAUCAGCUGUGGCAACAACAAGAUGCAAACCUUUUAACAUAUCUGCAACCAUCCUGUAAAAAUUGUAAUACCCAAAAGUCGUCUCUGAAACCAGACCGUACGAUCUUACGCCGAACGCCCAAGGGAAUCUCUACCGCCAGCAUGCCCAAUCUGCAUCAAGCUUCAUUCUCAUCAUCCACUCCCAUCAAUAGCAACAAUAAGAAUAAAGCCCAACGCCCGCAGCGCUCACCCACGCCAAGUAAUUGGAGUCAAUUCGGUACUAGGCGUGUUGUGAAUCAAACAACGCCUCCAACAUCAUCCAACUUUAAGAAGUGCAGAUGCCAAUGUCAUUCACCCGCCCCAUCACAGAAUAUCAACUACCUGCUGAGCAAUAACUGCUCUUUGGGUCGGAAGCUGCGAACUCUGAGCAAAACGUUGCCCAAUAUGGAAGAUGACAGAGCGCACACAUAAUCUCUUACCAAAUUCUGAAGUACACUUGGACGCCAAUCAUCUGUUGCUUCCAAUUGUGCUCCAUUAAAAUGAAAGUGGAGCACAAAUGGAAGCCAUAGCUGAUUGGAGUUCUGUAGAUAAUAAAAUUUUACAAAAUUGUAAGUCUUUU
Messenger RNA from Drosophila innubila, 1613 nucleotides. Its product is annotated as putative mediator of RNA polymerase II transcription subunit 26. The transcript is spliced from 2 exons. The record is from RefSeq and is a predicted model, not a curated record. Lineage: Eukaryota; Metazoa; Arthropoda; Insecta; Diptera; Drosophilidae. The coding region runs from base 110 to 1465 and encodes 451 amino acids.